Ictidomys tridecemlineatus (thirteen-lined ground squirrel) is the source of this 2942-nucleotide messenger RNA. RefSeq names its product NHL repeat containing 3 (gene Nhlrc3). Gene Ontology annotation, molecular function: protein binding. NCBI's taxonomy places the organism in Eukaryota, Metazoa, Chordata, Mammalia, Rodentia, Sciuridae. The record is from RefSeq and is a predicted model, not a curated record.
GGUUCGGCCCUCUGGGCACCUGACAUGGGGGCGGGAACCUGGAAAGUCGCUACAAGCCCGGAACUGGUCUUCCUGGACUUGAGUUUCUUUUACCUUCUGUUUCCUUGUACCUCUGGGAAGGGGAUAGGAUAUAAGGGUCUUCAGCCGGGACAUCCAGACUGACGCUCUGCAGCUACCAGCCUCUCAGGCUUGGGGGGUUGUCCGGCACCCCUCACCUGUGGACCCUUCCCUCCCCUAACUCUGGUCAUGGCGAGAUUUUGGGUCUGCGUGGCCGGUGCCGGCUUUUUUCUUGCAAGUCUGGUUUUGCAUUCGCGUUUUUGUGGCUCCCCGGUUUUAAGGAACUUUGCUUUUCAAAUUUCCUGGAGAUCAGAGAAAGUUGCUUACCGGCUGGAUUUGGAUUGGCCUAAGUAUUCAGACUACUUUACAGGAACAACAUUUUGUGUUACAGUUGACUCACUCAACGGAUUGGUUUAUGUAGCCCAAAGAGGGGAUAACAUCCCAAAGGUAUUAGUGUUCACAGAGGAUGGAUAUUUCCUACGAGCCUGGAAUUAUACAGUUGACACACCUCAUGGUAUGUUUGCAGCCAGUACACUACAUGAACAAUCCGUCUGGAUCACAGAUGUAGGAAGUGGAUCGUAUGGCCAUACUGUUAAAAAAUACAAUACCUUUGGUGAUCUUGUUCAAGUCUUGGGUACGCCCGGGAAAAAAGGCACUGGUUUGAAUCCUCUGCAAUUUGAUAACCCUGCAGAACUCUAUGUAGAUGACACAGGAGAUAUUUACAUUGUGGAUGGAGAUGGUGGAUUGAAUAACAGAUUGAUCAAACUGUCCCAAGAUUUCAUGAUCCUUUGGCUGCAUGGACAAAAUGGGACAGGGCCUGCUAAGUUCAACAUACCUCACAGUGUUACACUUGAUUCAUCUGGUCGGGUAUGGGUUGCUGACCGAGGAAAUAAAAGAAUCCAAGUAUUUGAUAAGGAAACUGGAGAGUGGUUAGGAGAAUGGAAUAAUUGUUUUACAGAAGAGGGACCUUCUUCAGUUAGAUUUACUCCAGAUGGGAAGUACUUGAUUGUGGCCCAGCUGAAUCUCAGCAGGCUGUCCUUUCUGGCAGCACCCCCGGUGGGAAGCAUUGGUGACUGCUCUGUGAUCAGCACAAUCCAACUACCAGAUCAAGUUUUGCCGCAUCUCUUAGAAGUCGACAGAAAGACUGGAGCAAUCUAUGUAGCAGAAAUUGGGGCAAAACAAGUUCAAAAAUUUGUCCCUCUGAAUAGCUAUCUUCUUUCAUUCGGUUUAUAGAAUUUUAUUCCUGGCAAUACUUGAGGGCAUGGCAGUUCAGGUUCAUAGAUUCAUUAAAGGUUUACCAUUGCUAUCCAAGCACAAACAUUUUGUUUAUUUUUACCUGAUAAAUUUGAUCAGAAGUAUUGAUUUUUUUAUUUUAUGCCAUUAAGAAUCAUGUUUUGUUGAUAUUCUUGGGAUUUAAUUUUACUUAUUAAGUGCAUAAGGACAUUUUAAUGAAAGAAAUAUAACUAAAAAAAAUAGUGUCAGAAAGAGGAACUAAGAUUGUAACCUAGUUAUUUGUUCUGGCAGAUUAACUUCCUUGGUUUUCAAAAAGUGGGAAUCCGAUGAGUUCAUAGGAUAAUUUAUUGAAUAUCACAUGAAGAACUGUAUUCAUUCAACUUAUAUAAAGUGACCCCUUGAGAAAUUGUGAAUAGAAAGGGCUUUUGAGUAAUUUUGAGUACCUGCAGAGUGCCAGGACCUGGAGAUUCAAAAAUGAGGCAGCAGGAUUGUCUGCCUUUUGAGUAGCUCAGGAUGCAGUGGGGAGACAAGUGGACAGUCAUGGCACGGACAGCAACGCACAAGUGUGGGACUUUAGUAGGAGCGUGGUACUCUGAUUGGAUUCAUGGAAACUGGAGGGGAAGUCAGCUUGAGCUUGAACUUCAAAACUCAGAAGGAUCUUAGCAGGGGAUGUGGAGGGGAAAACAUGUUUAGAAACCCAAGUUGUUUUUUGUUCUUUAGCUAAAAGAUGCUUAAUGACAUCUUUAAAUUUAGGAGUAAAAUUACAUUUCAUAAGCACUUUACUAAGAGGAGUUUUUAUAAAUAAGUAGAAAUUUUUUUAAGUUAAUGAUGGAAAUAGGGCCUAUCCUCAAUUUUUCCUAUUUUUCUUUUCUAUUUUUAGCAUAAACUAAGUACAUUUCUAAUAUUUGUCUACCUCAAAAAUUUUUUUCAGGAGAAUUAUUUGUAUGGAUAUGUGCCAAAUAUUUGGAGCAAUUCUGCCAUUCUGUUUCUGCUUCUGUUUCUAUCCUCUUCCCUCACAUUGGUCUGAAUAUUGGCUUCCAAAUUAGGGCCAUUUUUUCAGUUUGUUCCAGUUUAUUCUAGCUUUUGGGGGAACCUUAUUGUGAUCUUUCAAGAUUCUUCCCCUUUAUCUAGUGUUGUACUGUGAAUUGUAUAGCAUAUGAAGAGUCUUGAGCUGACUUUGCUCCUUCCCAUUAUGACUAGAGUCAUAGUGAAUUUAUGAUUGUCAUAGUGAAUCUGCACUUGUUUAUAUGCAUGGAUCAUAAUGUGGUUAGGAAGGUAAAUCUACCACCAGGAAACCUAACCUGUAUUCUAAGGCCAUUGAUAAAUGUGUCUGUGCAGCUUGAAUGUGUUGUCUUUGUUGAGUAAUGUGGGAGCAUGGUGGCUUUUCCUCCUCCUUGAAGGCUGUGAGGGUGAGGUACAGAAGUGCCCUUCAAAUCUUAUAAAACUUUCGGAAAAUGUUUUUCUGUAUAUAUGCAAAAAGUGUUUAUUUGAUUGGUAACUUGCAAUCACAGUAUUACACUUUUUUCUUUUGGCUUAAUUGGUUAAAUUAAUGAGAAAUGUGUUUUCCAUUUAAAAAUAUGCAUAUUAAAAUUUUGAAAAAAGUUAAUAUUAUCUGGCUUUCCAAAUAAAGAUUGAUUUUAUUGUCAUAAAAA